Eremothecium sinecaudum is the source of this 1179-nucleotide messenger RNA. It is a transcript of the gene PCI8, whose product is annotated as Pci8p. The transcript has a single exon. Lineage: Eukaryota; Fungi; Ascomycota; Saccharomycetes; Saccharomycetales; Saccharomycetaceae. The record is from RefSeq and is a predicted model, not a curated record. The coding region runs from base 1 to 1179 and encodes 392 amino acids.
AUGGAAAAGUUUGAAGUGCUGGUCGCUGUCGAGAGACUGGCCUUCUCGUGGCCAGUUAUCACUGGUAAAGAUGUGGAAUUAAGGGGUCUAUUGAGCAGAUUGGAAGAAGUUGGCCUGGAUUUAUUUGAAUCUCCACAUUACGCUUUAUUUUUUGGUGAAAGAGAACAAAGAAGUGCAUUAUCUCAUUCAGAUAAAUCAGAUAGAUCUCAAUGUUCAAACGUUUUGGUACUGCGGAAAGCAUUAGCUCAUCAAUAUGCUACUGCCAUAACAUUGCUGGAAUCUGCUAAUUUGCGAGUGGUUAACUAUGUGGAAAAAUGCAGGCAAAUGAUGAGAAUACACGUUCUUGCAAAUAGUUUUCUAAGUGUUAGUGAUUUGGAUACUAGGCUUCGAUUAUACCUUCGAAGUAGACCUUCGCAGAAUACAUACGACCAAGAAUCGGAAUACAUCUUGGAAUGCAAGUUACUAACAUUUGCCUCAUUAUUCCUUCGAGGCAACUAUUUUGAUGCAGCGCAUUACUUUACGAAGCUGUAUUGCGAAAGCGGCGAUGUACUUGAUUAUUUGCUGUGCCCAGAGAAGGUUAAAGAUAUUUUUAUAACCAAUGAAGAGUAUCUUUUAAUGAUUAUCAUAUCAAUGCUUUUAUCUGUUCCAUUGGAAAACUACAGGCAGUUGUUGAGUUCUCAGGCUACGCAGAAGAUGUUCCAGAGAAUUCCCCUUCUACUAAAAUGCCUUACAUUAUUGAGUAAUACAAGAUAUCAUGAAUUCUUCGUGAUUUGGCAAGAUGAUCUCGAGCGGCAGGCCCAAGGAAGUUAUUUUAUCUCGCCUAGAUGGCAACGAAUAAGUACCUUAAUGAGAUGUAAAGUGAUAUUCUUGUAUUUGAAAAUAUCGAAUGUGAUCUAUGUGUCUUACCUAUCUAAGGUUUUAGGUAUCUCGAAAGAAGCAAUACUUGAUGAUGUUGCCAAGCUUAUUAGCAGAUUCAAUCUUAAUUUCGCAAUAGAAGGCAAUACCAUAUAUUUUAAAGAGCAAUCGCCUAUCUGUGACAUUAUCUCAGGUAUUAAAACAGCUUCUGACAGAAUUGAUGCAAGAAACAUGAUGUUGCAGCAGAAAAACGAAGCAAUUAAGGAAUUUGUUCAACAGACAUACACCGAACAAGGUACUGGCUCCUCUGUGGGCAAUCAAUAG